AUCUGUCUCUAUCUAUCUAUCUAUCUAUCUAUCCCUUCGCGGUCGUCGCAUUUCUUUGCUUGUGUGUGUGUGUGUGUGUGUGUGUGUGUGUGUGUGUGUGUGUGUGUGAGUGUGUGUGUGAGUUGGGGGUUAUUUUACAUAGCGGUUUCUUUUUCUUUCUUUCUUUUCCCUUCUUCUUUGAUUUACACACGCACGCGCCGUUGGCAAUCCACCGAUCGAUUGAUCCAUCCGUCGAGAAUCAGUCGCAUUCAGCGAACGACCUAAAUACCUACCUACCAACCAACCUACCGAAUUUACUACCUCCGAACCAAUCCACCUCCCAUCACAAAGAAAAAUAAAUGGACGCCCAAGCCUACCUCCUCCGCCACGGCUGGUCCGGACCCGGCAACCCACUCAACCCGAACCGACGGCCCGGCACACACGGCGGACUAGGACUGACGAGACCGAUUCUCGUUGCGCGACGCCAAGGCAACCAAGGCGUGGGAAAGAAGACGACCAAGGAUCCCACGAAUCAGUGGUGGCUGCGGGGAUUCGAGGACGCGCUGAAGGGCGUGGGCGAUGAGAAUAAGAGUGCGGGGGAUGCGAAGCGCACGCCGAAUGCGUUGACGAGUGAAUUGUAUCGCUAUUUUGUGAGGGGGGAGACGGUUCCGGGGACUUUGGGGGGUAAGAAGAGGAAAGCUGAGGAUGAGGAUGAUGAUGGGAAGAAGAAGAAGAAGAGCAAGGGAGAGGAGAGUAAGGAGGAGAGACGGGUGAGGCGGGAGGAGAAGAGGAAGAGGAAGGAGGAGAGGGCGAAGAGGAGAGAGGAGAGGAAGAAGAAGAGGGAGGAGAAGGAGGUUAGGAGGGCGGAGAGGGAGAAGAAGAGGGCGGUUAAGAAGAUGAAGAAGGAGAAGAAGGAGAAGGCUGGUCCUGAGGAUGAGUAUCCUACGCCGCCGGCGACGGAGGUGGAACAGACGGAGUCGAGUGGGAGGGAUGAGGAAGAGGUGAAGAAGGACAAGAGGGAGAAGAAGAAGACAAAGCGAGAGACGUCUGCGUCGGAUGACGGGUCGAAGAAAAAGAAGUCGAAAAAGUCCAAGGAUGAGACGGCGUCCUCGAAUUGAAUGUGAAUGAAUGGGAUAGACGGAUGCUCUUUGGCAGUUUAUAGAUAGAUUCGACUUAUAGAUACCCAUGGCUGUGCUACUUGGUUGUAUAUCCUCACGAACAAUAUUUGCAUUUUCAUUAUCAUUCUUUUUGUCGUCAUAUCAUCAUCAUGCUACUUCCUUGGCUUCUGUAGGCAGCUUUCCUGGCUUGCCGGAGAGAAUCCAAGGCCGUCUCUCCCAGAAUUCAUCCUUGAUGAUGUCGACAUGGUCGACUAUGACCUGCACUUUGCGACGCAGUUUGCGGAUCUUUUCUUGCUGUGUCUUGGAGGGUGUGUCCUCCUGCAAUG
This is a messenger RNA of Aspergillus neoniger CBS 115656, 1423 nucleotides long. RefSeq lists its product as uncharacterized. The transcript has a single exon. Lineage: Eukaryota; Fungi; Ascomycota; Eurotiomycetes; Eurotiales; Aspergillaceae. The record is from RefSeq and is a predicted model, not a curated record. The coding region runs from base 339 to 1097 and encodes 252 amino acids.